This is a messenger RNA of Sporothrix brasiliensis 5110, 2829 nucleotides long. Its product is annotated as kexin. The transcript is spliced from 2 exons. Lineage: Eukaryota; Fungi; Ascomycota; Sordariomycetes; Ophiostomatales; Ophiostomataceae. Gene Ontology annotation, cellular component: trans-Golgi network; Golgi membrane. The coding region runs from base 1 to 2829 and encodes 942 amino acids. The record is from RefSeq and is a predicted model, not a curated record. Gene Ontology annotation, molecular function: serine-type endopeptidase activity. Gene Ontology annotation, biological process: protein processing.
AUGAAGCUGUCCGCUGCGCUGCUGGGCCUGGCCGGCCUGGCUUCGGCGGCUUCGUCGUUCCGGUCGGUCCACCGCAACCACGACACAAACGACUACUAUGUCCUCCACCUCGACCCCGAAACCUCCCCAGACCAGGUCGCCCUGCACCUCGGCCUGACACACGAAGGCCAGCUCGGCGAGCUCGAAGACCAUCACGUCUUCUCUAGCGACAAAACGGAGCACGAUGUCGUCAAGCGCGAGCUGACGGAGAGAAAACGGCGGAAGCGGGACCUUCCUGAACUGGCCGACCGCAACGCCCUGGACGGCGUGCUCUUUGCCCAGAAGCAGGCCCUGCGCAAGCCGUGGGAGAAGCGCGUCGUCCCGCCGCGGGUUGGUCCGUCGCUCCCCGCACUCCAAACCAAGGCGGACACAGUCAACCCUGCAGCGUUGGCCAAGCUCAACAAGGUCGCCGACACCUUGGGCAUCAAGGACCCCAUCUUCAAGGAGCAGUGGCAUCUGAUCAACACACUGUAUCCGGGCCACGACGUCAACGUCACCGACCUCUGGCUGGAGGGCAUCACCGGCCAGAACACCACCGUCGCCAUUGUGGACGACGGGCUCGACAUGUACAGCGACGACCUGAAACCGAACUACUACGCGGCCGGCUCCUACGACUUUAACGACAAGAACCCCGAGCCGCGUCCCAAGCUCUCCGACGAUAGGCAUGGCACGCGCUGUGCUGGCGAGAUCUCGGCCGCCAAGAACGACGUGUGUGGUGUUGGCGUUGCCUUUAACUCCAAGAUUGCCGGGCUUCGUAUCCUCUCCAAGGCCAUAUCGGAUGCCGACGAGGCCGUCGCCCUCAACUACGACAUGCAGAACAACCUCAUCUACUCCUGCUCCUGGGGCCCACCGGACGACGGCCGUAGCAUGGACGCCCCCGGCAUCAUCAUCCGCCGCGCCAUGCUAAACGCGGUCCAGAAGGGUCGUAACGGCCUCGGUUCCAUCUACGUAUUUGCCAGUGGCAACGGUGCUGCCCAAGAGGACAACUGCAACUUUGACGGCUACACCAACAGCAUCUACAGCAUCACCGUUGGCGCCAUCGACUACCAGGGCAACCACCCAUACUACUCCGAGAAAUGCUCCGCCAGCCUGGUUGUUACCUACUCCAGUGGCGGCGGCGAGGCCAUCCACACCACCGAUGUCGGUACCAAUGCCUGCUACAACCAACACGGUGGAACGUCGGCUGCGGCGCCGCUGGCGGCCGGUAUCUUCGCGCUCGCCCUGCAGGUUCGGCCUGACCUCACGUGGCGCGACAUGCAGUACCUCGUCAUGCUCACGGCUGUGCCUGUCAACACCGACGAUAAGGACUGGCAGAAGACUUCCAUUGGCCGCUACUACAGCCACACCUAUGCCUACGGCAAGGUUGAUUCGUACGCGCUCGUCGAGAUGGCCAAGACAUGGAAGAAUGUCAAGCCGCAGGCCCGGUACUACAGCCCUUGGAUCCACGUCCACCAGGCGAUCCCGCAGGGCGAUGUCGGUCUCGCUGUGUCCAUUGAAAUCACCGAGGACAUGCUCGACGAGGUCAAUUUUGAGCGCAUCGAACACGUCACUGUCACCAUGAACGUUGAGCACACCUGCCGCGGUGACCUCAGCGUUGAUUUGAUCAGUCCCGACAACAUUGUCAGCCACCUCUCCGCCACCCGCAAGCAUGACAAGGCCACCACAGGCUACCAAGACUGGACCUUCAUGAGCGUUGUUCACUGGGGCGAAUUUGGUGUUGGAAAAUGGACGCUCGUCGUCAAGGACACCGUUGUCAACGAACACAGCGGCAACCUGACCGACUUCCACCUCAAGCUGUGGGGCGAGUGCAUCGAUGCCUCCAAGGCCACUCUGCUCCCCAUGCCCAAGGAGACCGACGAUGACGACCAUGAUAUUACUAGUACCACUACGUUGCAAGCGUCCACCACCACGCUCCCUCCUGGUGGGCAAUCUACGGGCAACUCGGUGACCACCAAACCUGGCGACCACCCCGACCGCCCCGUCAAGCCCACGUCGAAGCCCGCGUCAAAGCCCGCGUCACAGCCCACGUCGUCAACAUCCCAGGGUGCUUCACCGGCCAAGCCGACAGACGGCGCCGGCGACAAGGGCGGCACUGAAGUCGAGCACGAUACAGCACCCGCCGCCACAACCAGUCAGACAUCCUGGCUGCCUGCCUUUAUGGCCAACAUGUCGACGAAGAAGCAGAUUUGGAUUUACGGCGCGCUAGGCGCCAUUGUUGCCUUUUGUCUGGGUCUGGGCGUGUACCUGUACAUGGCCCGCCGCAAGCGGCUCCGGAACGACUCUCGCGAUAACUACGAAUUCGAGCUGCUCGACGAAGAAGAGGGCGAGGCUCUGAACGGUGGUGGCGGCGGCGGCGGGCUCGGCAGCCACGGCGAGAAGGGAUUGGGUGGCCGCAAGGGACGCCGCAAGGCCACGCGCGGCCGGGAGCUGUACGACGCGUUUGCCGAUGGGUCCGAGGACGACGAGGACGACCUGGAAGGCGAAAGCAGCGGGUCUGGUAGCCAUGGCCACGGGCACGGUGUCCGGCGUUUCAGUCUGAGCUUGGACGAAGACGACGAUGACGACAGCUACGACGACGUCGAUGCAGGGCGCCAGCGGGCGUACCAUGACCGGUCCAGCGAGCACUUGCCCGCGGCGACCACCGACACGACCACCACAGCAGCAGCGCGGCGACAAGUCGCCGAUGAAGAGGAGCCGCAGCACCACGUGAUUGGCAGUGACUCGGACGAUUCAGACGAAGACGGCGAUGGUGCCGCAGCACGGCCUGGCAACAACACAAGGCUGUUGUGA